This is a messenger RNA of Pistacia vera, 1185 nucleotides long. Its product is annotated as probable long-chain-alcohol O-fatty-acyltransferase 5. Gene Ontology annotation, biological process: lipid metabolic process. The record is from RefSeq and is a predicted model, not a curated record. NCBI's taxonomy places the organism in Eukaryota, Viridiplantae, Streptophyta, Magnoliopsida, Sapindales, Anacardiaceae. The transcript has a single exon. Bases 1 to 999 code for a protein of 332 amino acids.
AUGGGAGAUGAAAUCAAGAACUUACUGAAGGUAUGGAUUCUAGCCAUUACAUGUUUGAGCUAUUGUUAUCACCUAACUUCAAGAAUCCCGAAGGGUCUCUUAAGGCUCAUCUCCCUCCUCCCAAUCUUUUACCUUUUCAUCGCUCUCCCUUUAAGCCUCUCCUCUUUGCUUCUCACUGGCGUCACCUCUUUCUUUCUCACAUGGCUUGCCAACUUCAAACUCCUACUCUUUGCCUUUGGUCAAGGCCCCUUAUCUCAACCCAAUAAACUCUUCCAUUUCGUCUUGGUAGCUUCUCUUCCCAUCAAAAUAAAACCAAACCCACCUCCCAAAUCCAAAAAUGACAGGAACCCAUCUUCCCAAAUCUCCAAUCCAAUCCAAAAAUCACAUCAAGUUUCUAACUCUAUCAAACUAGUCAUCAAAAUUAUACUUCGAGUUAUGUUAUUUCUAGUAUAUGACUAUAGGCAACAUAUACAUCACUAUGCAAUCUUAGUCCUUCAUUGUUGCCGAGUGUAUCUUUCACUUGAAAUUAUCCUAACCAUGAGUGCUACCCUAGCUUUUAUUUUUGGCUUUGAGCUCGAGCCUCAAUUCGACAAGCCCCAUCUAGCCACCUCACUACAAAACUUUUGGGGCCGUAGAUGGAACCUUAUGGUCACAGAUAUUCUACGCUCUACGGUGUAUAAUCCAGUACGACGUAUAUUUAGUCGUAUAAUCAAACAAAAGUGGACUCAAUAUCCAGGUGUCAUUAUCACGUUUGUUGUCUCAGGUUUUAUGCAUGAAUUGAUUUUUUAUCAUCUCUUACGUGUGCUUCCCACGUGGGAAGUGACCUGGUUUUUUGUGCUACAAGGGGUAAGUGUAGCUGUUGAGAUUUUCAUUAAGAAGAACUUAGCCAUUCGGUGGCAGUUGCCCCCAAUGGUUUCGAGGCCGUUGGUGGUGGUGUUCGUGGUGGUGACUGCUACUUGGUUGUUUUUCCCUCCUUUAUUAAGAAACAAUUUAUUUUGAUAAAUGUUUUAAGGAGUCCUCAAUUAUUUUAAAUUAUAUAAGUGUUAAGAAUGUAAUAAUUAAGUUAGAAUAAGUUAACUACCUCUAGGUAUCUUGAAGAUUUGUUUGGGACUCUUGGUGUAUUACUUAAGAGGUCUUGAGUUCGAAUUCACAUGACUAUUUAUAAGAGUAGCCAUUGGAAACUUA